AUGAAAAUUUUGUCAUACCAAUGUCACCUUUUGCUCCUGUUAAGUUCCACAGUCCUGUGCGUCUCUACACUGGAGGAAGAGCUGUCCAACACAAUAUUUGAUAAUUUCCUGGAACCUCUGAACGACCUGUUUCAUCGUAAGGAUGCUAACAAGACGUAUGCGAAGUUCUCUCUGCGAAAACCAUCUCAGCCUGAAGAAGACGUUUGUUAUAUUGUCCCAAACGAACCCGACUCCCUCAGCAACUGCGCUUUCAACAGCACCGCCAAAACCUUCCUGGUGAUUCACGGAUGGACGGUGAUCGGUUUGUUCGAGAGCUGGGUGGCUAAACUGGUGGCGGCGCUGUAUGAGAGGGAGCGAGAUGCCAACGUGAUCGUGGUGGACUGGCUCGACGUCGCCCAGAAUCACUACGUGGUGGCCGCCCAGCACACCCAGAAAGUGGGUCAGGAGAUUGGACGCUUCAUCGACUGGAUCGAGGAGACGACCAACGUUCCGUUGGAGAAUGUCCAUUUGAUUGGCUACAGUCUCGGGGCCCAUGUGGCAGGGUUUGCAGGAAGCCACACAACCAACAAAGUUGGCAGAAUAACGGGUCUGGAUCCAGCAGGCCCGGACUUUGAAGGGGUCCAUGCCCGGAGGCGUCUGUCUCCGGACGACGCCAAUUUUGUGGAUGUUCUCCACACGUUCACCCGAGGCUCCUUGGGUUUCAGUAUUGGCAUCCAGCAGCCUGUGGGACAUGUGGACAUUUACCCCAACGGGGGCAGUUUCCAGCCCGGCUGCAACUUGCGUGCAGCACUGGAGAAGAUCGCCAACUUUGGCAUUCUGGCCAUGAACGACGCCAUUAAGUGUGAGCACGAGAGAUCCAUCCACCUGUUCAUCGACUCUCUGCUGAAUGAGCAGGACGCCAGCAAAGCGUACAGCUGCGGCAGUAACGACAUGUUUAACCGCGGAAUGUGUCUGAGCUGCCGCAAAAACCGCUGCAACACAGUGGGCUACGACGUCACCAAAGUCCGCAAACCACGAAGCGUCAAAAUGUUCACCAAAACGCGAUCUUCCAUGCCUUUCCGAGUCUAUCACUACCAGCUGAAGAUUCAUGUCUCAAGUAAGAUGAACCGAACAGAGAUGGAGCCAUCACUCAGUGUCUCUCUCUACGGUACCAACGGCGAAGCAGAGAAUCUACAGCUGAACGGCGAUGAGAGGAUCGCGGCCAAUAAGACACACUCGUUCCUUUUGGUGACGGAGAAGGACCUGGGUGAUCUUCUGAUGUUGACGUUCAGAUGGGAAGAGUCCAGCAGCUGGACAGCCGCAUCCCUGCUGAAGAAGGUGUCCUCGUGGUGGUCUGGAGAUUCUGCCGGCGCAGACGUGAGAGUUCAGAAGAUCCGCAUGAGAGUCGGAGAGACGCAGAAGAAGAUGGUCUUUUGCUUAAAGGAUCCAGAAACGGCAAGUUUGGCUCAGGAGGUUACAUUCGUGAAAUGCAAAGAUGAUUGGAGGCGUCUCUCUAAAAGGUGA
Molecule: messenger RNA, 1503 nt
Organism: Chanos chanos (milkfish)
Lineage: Eukaryota; Metazoa; Chordata; Actinopteri; Gonorynchiformes; Chanidae
Gene: lpl2a
Product: lipoprotein lipase 2 a
Exons: 10
Coding region: 1-1503 (500 amino acids)
Biological process (GO): very-low-density lipoprotein particle remodeling; lipid catabolic process
Molecular function (GO): lipoprotein lipase activity; apolipoprotein binding
Source: RefSeq, a predicted model, not a curated record